Molecule: messenger RNA, 6020 nt
Organism: Pollicipes pollicipes
Lineage: Eukaryota; Metazoa; Arthropoda; Thecostraca; Pollicipedomorpha; Pollicipedidae
Product: putative phospholipid-transporting ATPase VA
Biological process (GO): phospholipid translocation
Cellular component (GO): plasma membrane
Molecular function (GO): ATPase-coupled intramembrane lipid carrier activity; ATP binding; magnesium ion binding
Source: RefSeq, a predicted model, not a curated record
AGGGGGUGGUGCGGGAUUGACAUACGCGCCAGCAUGCCGGAGCCGGGCGCCGACGCGGCGGCGGCGGCGGCAGAGCCCGGGCCGGGCCUGCCGGAGCGCGGCCACCGGCCGGCCGGCCGCACCGUCUCCCACCAGCCGUUGUCGCCGGAGCGGCGUGGUCACGUGCGCUCGGCCAGCCAGGGCACGCAGCUGCCGGGCCCCUCCAUCCUCAAGGACCCGGAGCGGGCCGGCACGGCGGCGCGCCGCGGCCAUGCGCGCGCCUUCAGUCACGGGCAGAUCGGCAUGGAUGGACUGGACGAUGUGCAGCGCGCCUCCUCCAGGACCGAGUUCACGCUGCCGCCCGGCCACGUGUCCCGCGAGCGGAGCGGCCGCGGCGCCACCGGCCGGCAGCGGCACGGCUCACGUGCCGACAGUCUGUUCCGCGGCCACUCGCGGCAGGCCUCGCGCUCCGAGAGUGUCUACACGCUCCGCCAGACGCAGCAAAGCUCCUCCAUCUUCGACUACUUGUGCUUCUGGAAGAAAAAGGUGGCAGAGGAGGCGCGCCUGCGUGUUAUUGUGCCAAACCACACGGUACCGCCGGACACGCCGGCCAAGCAGCACCCGAACGCCGGCUUCCUGGACAACUACGUCCGGACUACCAAGUACACGUUGCUCUCUUUCCUGCCAAAGAACCUGUUCGAGCAGUUUCACCGUUUCGCCAACCUGUACUUUUUGUUCAUCGUGUUGUUGAACUGGGUGCCGGAGAUCAGUGCGUUCGGCAAGGAGGUGGCGAUGCUGCCGCUAGUAUUUGUGAUGGGCGUGACGGCAAUCAAAGACCUGUUCGAAGACCGGCGCCGCUACCUCAGCGACCGGCGGGUCAACACGUCCACCUGCAGAGUCUACGACAGGGACAGCGGCCACUACGUGCAGCGGCUGUGGCGAGAGGUGCGCGUGGGUGACAUGGUGCACCUCUCCUGCGACGAGCUCAUCCCGGCCGACCUGCUGCUACUGCACUGCUCCGACAGCCAGGACGUCUGCUACAUCGACACGUGCAACCUGGACGGCGAGACCAACCUCAAGCAGCGGCGCGUCGUGCGCGGCCUCGAGGGCAAGCACGAGACGUUUCACGCCAGCAAGUUUUUCGGAACGGUGGAGUGCAACCCGCCGACGACCAAGCUAUACCGGUUCUUCGGCAGCGUGAUCCACCAGAGCAGUCAGGAGCGCGUGCCCGUCACCAGCGAGAACCUGGUGCUGCGCGAGGGCGUGCUCAAGAACACCGACUACGUGGAGGGCAUCGUGGUGUACGCAGGACACGAGACGAAGGCGCUGCUCAACAACGGUGGUCCUCGCUACAAGCGCUCCAAGCUGGAGCGGCAGAUGAACAUGGAGGUGAUCUACUGCGUCAUCAUCCUGCUGCUGCUCUGCUUCACGGGCGCUACCGGCUCGGGCCUCUGGCUGGCCGGCUUCGCCGACACGGUGCCCUUCUUCCCGUACUCGUACAACUCGCUCAACCCGCCGCUCGAAGGGUUCAUCACCUUCUGGACCUUCGUUAUCAUCCUGCAGGUGAUGAUACCCGUCUCGCUGUACGUCACGCUCGAGAUCAUCAAGCUCAUGCAGGUGUAUCACAUCCAUAACGACCUGGAGCUGUACGACGGCACCACCAACAAGCGGACCGAGUGUCGGGCGCUCAACAUUACCGAGGAGCUGGGUCAGGUGCAGUACCUGUUCUCGGACAAGACGGGCACGCUGACGGAGAACAAGAUGGUGUUUCGCCAGUGCACCAUUGGCGGCAUCGAUUACAGCCACGACGCCGUCAUGGAGGGCUCUGGGAAGUUCGAGAAGCCAUCGUUCGUGCUGAACCGGCGGUUGCAGGACGAGCUGAACCAGAUGGAUAUUCAGCUGUCGGUGGUGAACCACACCGGCGAGCUGCUGUUCACGCCACACGCGCAGCGCGUGCGCGACUUCUUCCUGCUGAUGGCCUGCUGCAACACUGUGGUGGUGGCCAAGCACCCGCACAAGGACAAGCUCUCGUCGUCGGGCACCACGCUGCUGGACGACUCAGCCGACGAGAGCUCGCACCAGGUCUCGGUGCCAGCCACCACGCCCGAAGACAGCGUGCUGGAGGACGCCGGUGACGCGCCGGACUUCGUCCGCACGCCGAAGAAGUGGCGACGUAAGCUGGCGAUCGGCAAGGCCGACUGGCUGACGCUACCGCUCAGCCUACCGCGCAAGCAGUCGCGCUCCAACACGCCCACGCCGCGCGAGCUGCGGCCCAUCUUCGAGGCCGAGAGUCCCGACGAGAUGGCGCUGGUCGAGGCCGCCUACAAGUACAACGUCAAGCUGUUGCGGCGCACCGCCACCCACAUGGUGGUCUCGCUGCCCGCGGAGGGACUGGUGGAGUUUGAGAUUCUGCACGUGCUGCCGUUUGACUCGGACCGCAAGCGGAUGUCUGUGAUACUGCGCCAUGUGCCAACUAGCCAAAUUGUCGUCUACACCAAGGGGGCCGACUCGUCGAUGCUGCCGGUGGUGCGGACGACCAGCGACUACCAGUCGCAGGAGAUCCUCUACCGCACCCAGCAGCAGCUGAACGUGUCGUCGCGCCGCGGCCUGCGCGUCCUCGUGUUGGCCAAGAAGUGUCUGACGGAGGAGGAGUACCAGCACUGGCUGACGGCACACCGUGAGGCGGAGGCUCUGCUGCACUCGCGGGAGAGCAAGCUGCAGCAGUCGUACGCCGCCAUGGAGGAUCGCAUGGAGCUGCUCGGCUGCACGGGCAUCGAGGACCGGCUGCAGGAUGGCGUGCCGGAGACGCUGUCGGCGCUGCGCAGCGCCGGCAUCGUCGUCUGGGUGCUGACCGGCGACAAGCAGGAGACGGCCAUCAACAUCGCCUACUCCUGCCGACUCUUCAGUCAGGACAUGGAGGUCAUCAAGAUCAACGCCAGGAGCAAGAAUGCGGCCGAGCGGACCGUCACCUUCUACCUGGACCAGCUGAACAGCGAGGGGGCCGAGUCGGCGGCGGGCGGCGGCGGCGGCGGUGGCAGCUGGAAGCGACGCCCAGCCACGCCAGCCAGCCUGUGGUCGGCCGACACGGCCAGCACGGCCGAGCGCAGCGGCAAGAAGGCGCUCGUGGUGGACGGGAAGACGCUCACCUACUUCCUGGACGCGCGCUCACAGCUGCAGGUGCCGUUCCUGCGGCUAACCGGCUACUGCUCGGCGGUGCUCUGCUGUCGCACUACGCCCCUGCAGAAGGCCUACAUCGUGCGCAUCGUCAAGAACCAGCUGGGCGCCCUCACCAUGGCCGUCGGUGACGGCGCCAACGACGUGUCCAUGAUCCAGACGGCUGACGUGGGCGUGGGCAUCUCCGGCCAGGAGGGCACGCAGGCCGUCAUGGCCUCCGACUUCGCGCUGGCCCGGUUCCGGUACCUGCAGCGGCUGCUGCUGGUGCACGGCCACUGGUGCUACGACCGCCUGGCGCGCAUGGUGCUCUACUUCCUCUACAAGAACGCCACAUUCGUCUUCGUCAUCUUUUGGUACCAGCUGUACUGCGGUUUCUCCGGCGCCGUGAUGGUGGACCAGAUCUACCUGUCCCUCUUCAACCUCAUGUUCACCUCUUUGCCGCCUUUCGCCAUGGGCAUCUACGACCAGGACUGUCCGGCCGAGCUGCUGAUGGCCCAGCCGCACCUCUACAACCAGGGCCGGCUCUCGCAGGUGUACCGGCCGCACUCGUUCUGGGUCAACAUGGCCGACGCUCUGUAUCAGAGCGUCAUCAUCUUCUUCUUCGCCGUGCAUGCGUACCACGACUCGAGCGUCGACAUCUGGGAAUUUGGCACCACCGUGGUGGUCAUCUGCCUCGUCACCAUGCUGGCGCACGCCUCUAUCGAGAUCAAGUCAUGGACGUGGAUCCACGCGGCCAGCAUCGUGCUGUCGCUGGUUUCUUUCUUCGUGUUCGCGCUCGUCUACAACGCGGUGUGCUGGGCGUUUCCCAGCCUGGCCGGUUCCUCCUGGGUGAUGCAAAUGGCCAUGAGCACCCCCACCAUGUACCUGGUCGCCACGCUGGCCGCCGUCGCCGCCUGCCUGCCUCGGCUGGUGACGCGCUCACUGCAGCAAACGCUGCGCCCGUCUGCGGUGGUGCGCGCCAGUCUGCGCCGCCGUCGCGCCGAGGAGAGCCACCAGAUGGCCGAGCUACGCUCGGCGCCCUGGUCGAGCAGCACUUCCCUCUCGUCCGUGUCGGUCGUCAGGACGAGCGAGUACAGCGGCGCCGCCGAGCGGCUGGAGCAGAACGGUAUGCCGACGGUGGCGUGAGCCGCGCCGCCGCCCGCCGCUGCCGCCCGCCUCUGUGAUACCGGCGGCGCCGCCGACAGCGCAAGUGCCUUCGUGGGCCUGGAGGACGGCGCCGAGACUGUGCCUUCAGUGACCUGGAGGGUGGCCGAGACUGUGCCUUUGGUGACCCGGAGGCCAGCAGGUGACCGGUCGCCGGACUCGGGCUCCCCCUGCGCGGGUCUGUCUGUUAUUGUCACCUUCGUCACGUGGCGCCGCUGCAGCCCCGCCUCCUUCAGUCGGUGUGUUCUGUCUCACGAUGCCGCUGGCUUUUCGGACACACAUUCCCCCAGCGCCGUGUACUUCGUCAGUCGUUUCUGGCAUUUCACUGUGUUACGUACGCUGUUGUAUGCGUUAUGUUAGUGCCUUUGUAGUCCGGACUGCGGGUGUGACGCCGGCAAUCAUUAGUCUGCUUUCAUAUCGGUUGUUAUGCGUAGAUCGAGGCGGUCGCCGAAUCCGGGGUCAUUUGCUUGAUUGUAGAUCGUUUUGAUACUUGUUUUGUACUGGUUGGCCCAGCGCGUUGACGAACGCCAUCCUGCACUAUUUAUUCGCUCGAUGCUAAGAAGCUACGUUGUUGGCGUGAUAGCGGAGUGCUUUAUCGGUGCACCGAGGGCACGCCUUAUUGAUGAUCGACUAUGUUAUUUUUGUGAUUAGCUCGCGUGCCGCGCGACGGAUUGGCGGUGCGAGCUUGUUUCGGCGCAGACAGGGGCCCGCUCCACGCGUGGUUGGCUGUCGCGAGACACGUGUGUCGCUGUGAAGCUGGCCGGCCGCGCCGUCUGAGUGGAUCAGCACCUGUUGCAUUGGUGAUUUCUCCAGCACUCGAUGUUGGUGUUUGAAUGAAGUUGUGAUGUGCCCGCGUGUAGUCCCGGCCCAGCCACGCGCCCGCCGCCCGACCGCACGCCGCUGUCCUGUCACACGCUCAGCCUGACCAGUCCCCUCGUGCCAAACUAGCGCACCUCUGUCGCCGCUCUGUGACCGACGCGUCUACUGCUGCCGCGGCAUGCGCUGCGUACCCAUGUACCUGGCGCCUGCGCCUGUCCGGAGCAGGCGGGUGUCGGUCACACGCCAGACUGUACCUGAGUCUUCCGGCUCUCUCCACCCUGCCGCUGCCGAGAACCGGUCCCUGCCGGCCGGCUGCGCACCUUGGCUACCGCUCCCUUGUCCGGGUUUCCCCAAAUGCCUGGGACCAUCCUGCUCCCCUUCCGAUCAGACCAGGGUCUCGGCACUGAACACAAACACAGCUGGUGACGGCCGGUGCCGGCGCCCCGCUGUCGGCACCGGCCGGGCCUCCAGAUGUCACCUCUGUUGACGGGGUGUGUACGGCGCUGUCAGGACCGCAGACAAUCCACAUAUGCACCCAGUGCCUCACUGUUUUGUACAUGACAUGUCUCCCCCGUGACGGCCGAGAACGCACCAGGAAUCCUCGUCACCCGUCCCGCUGCCUCGCUCCGCCCCGCGCCCCGGUCGUUCCCGUUCUCUCCUGUCCGUGCAGUCCGGCUCCGUCCCUCCUCGAGCGGCCCCGUCCCGUCCCGGUGAUGUUGUCCGCCGUUGUUUCCCAGUCGUGCCGAGCUCACCCAUGACAGUCCUGACCUCACCGUCCGAGUCGCCCCCCCCCACUCCCGACCUCAGCUCGGUCACAGUCGUCACCGUACAUUCCGCCGGGUCCUCUGGCCUCCGGCACGUCCGUGCUUGUUUAUUUUGGGAAAUAAAUCAAGAUGUGUGUUGGA